This is a messenger RNA of Bursaphelenchus okinawaensis, 780 nucleotides long. The record is from the annotation of a GenBank genome assembly. NCBI's taxonomy places the organism in Eukaryota, Metazoa, Nematoda, Chromadorea, Rhabditida, Aphelenchoididae.
AUGAUGGACUUCAAAAUAGUUAUUGUUUUAUUGACUUUAGUUGGCGCUGGAUAUGCGAGUCGAACUUAUAAUAGCUUCAAUCCUUGUAAGAUCAAGUUUUGGUGUGGUAUAGGAAGCUGUGAGCCGUCGGAGGAUUUCAAGUAAGUUUUAAUUAAUGUAAAUUUGAUCAAGCAAGUUAACUUUUCUUUUGCAUAAAGUAUUGUAUACUACAUCUUGAGAUGCAUCUCUACUUUAUAUAAUAAGCAGAUGAAAAAUUUCUGUUGCUUUUUGCUAUAAAAACCAAUAUAAGUUAGCGACAAAACUUUUUACUUCACCAUGAUAAUACCAUUAGUAAUAUUUAUAUCUAAAAACAUAUAACUUAUAUUGCGCCACCACGGGAAACUAAAAAACCGUAUAACCAUUUCAACUAGAACUUUCAGAAACUUCACAUGGUACUGUCAACAUGGCUUUAACGGUCGAUUCUGCGAAAUAAAGAAAGCUCCAUCUUGCUCCGAACGUCAAGUGCCAUGCCAAAAAAAUGGUAAAUGCCAUGAUAUCCUAAACGGUAUUGUGUGUGAAUGUCCGAAAGGAACGUACGGCAGACGAUGCGAGAUUCUGGAUGAGAAAGCGUUACCAAACUGGGGAAUUCUAACUCUAGAAGACCCCAUUAGCCAUAUAACUAACGUGUCAAAAGAGUACAAACUGAUUGGCACAGUAACAGUAAAUAAAGUUGGCACAUUGAAAGCUUUUAAAGAACGUCUUGGAGGAUUGAUUAAUGAGAGCACACUGAGGUGCAGUUAA